Lachancea lanzarotensis is the source of this 753-nucleotide messenger RNA. RefSeq names its product LALA0S01e05622g1_1 (gene RIM9). Gene Ontology annotation, cellular component: plasma membrane; growing cell tip; cell division site. Bases 1 to 753 code for a protein of 250 amino acids. The transcript has a single exon. NCBI's taxonomy places the organism in Eukaryota, Fungi, Ascomycota, Saccharomycetes, Saccharomycetales, Saccharomycetaceae. The record is from RefSeq and is a predicted model, not a curated record.
AUGCCAUCAAAAUUACUGUUGUUAACCUGCGCUCUGACGACGGUUGCAAUGGUAUUCCAGAUACUCCCAGUGAUCUCCAUGCCUCUAGUUAACAGCAUAUAUCUUUCACGUUAUAACGGCAGACUGUUUGGUGUUUUUGGCUGGUGUGUUGUGUCCACAGGUGUAUGCACACCAGCGCGGAUCGGGUACGCGAUGCAAUGUGCGGUGCAAGACACAGAUGGGAUCGACACCGCCACAAUUUGCGAUCUGGAAGAGUUCACCAGCAAUUUUCUACCUUCACGCGCAAAACGGGCCAUUUCCAAGCUGUUAGUCGUUCACCCAAUGUCCCUGUUUUUCACCACAAUUCUGUGGAUUGCUACCAUAGCACUCAACACCCGGGUAUUUGCACGGUCUCGUCGAGCUCUUGCGUGUGCUGUGCUGUGGUCUCUUCCCGCCGUCUUCCUGUCACUCUUGAGCUUUUUGGUCGAUGUGCUAUUAUUCGUCCCGUACCUAGCCUGGCCAGGUUGGCUCAUUCUUGUAAGCACCGUGUUUAUAUCCACUGCAUCCUGUAUCAUGUGCGGCGUGCGGAGGUCGGUUUCGUUACAGAAAUACGAAAAGCUUCGAGGAAAAGAAGUCAUAGAGCUGGUACCAAUGCAAUCCGACAAAAUACAGUCCGAGACUCUGAAUUUAUCGCCUGGAGACUCUCAAUCACAACGCGCUGCGUCGCUUGCAAGCCCAUACCUGGUUAAUAAACCGUAUUAUCCAUCAAGUUGA